AUGAAUGAAACCACGGACACCAUCCAGAACGAGGCUCCCACGGACUCGUGGAAGCUGAAAUUCUGCACGGUAUGCGCUUCAAAUAACAACCGUUCGAUGGAAGCCCACCUUCGCCUGGCUGGCGCUGCCGCUGCCUUCCCAGUCAUCUCCUUCGGCACCGGUUCGCUUGUCCGACUCCCAGGUCCGACAAUCACUCAGCCCAACGUGUACAGCUUCAAUACCACCUCCUACAACCAAAUGUACGAGGAGCUGCACGAAAAAGACGAGCGCCUGUACCGCACAAACGGCAUCCUAAAUAUGCUCGACCGCAACCGCAACCUGAAAUGGGGCCCCGAGCGCUUCCAGGACUGGGUCCCUGGCCUCCCGCGUGUCGAACACGUCGCCAAGGGCGACAAGGGCUCCCUAGGCACAGAAUCAGGUGUUGUGGAUGUGAUCAUAACCUGUGAAGAACGUUGCUGGGACGCCGUCGUCGACGACCUCAUGAACAAAGGCAACACGCUCAACCGCCCGGUCCAUGUCUUCAACGUUGAUAUUAAGGAUAAUCAUGAAGAAGCGUUAGUGGGUGGCAAUGCCAUUCUGGAUCUUGCCAAUCGUCUCAAUGAAUCGGCCAUUGCGCAGCGAGACCUUCAUGGGCCUGGUGGAUGGGAGAACGGGACAGGUGCAGCCCGUCUGAGCUUUGAUGAAAGCGUCCCUGAGAUCUUGGCGGAUUGGCAGGAGAAGAAUCCCAAUCUGCCGGCGUUGUGGACUUUGGCGUGGCUAUAG
This is a messenger RNA of Penicillium waksmanii, 762 nucleotides long. RefSeq names its product RNA polymerase II subunit A C-terminal domain phosphatase (gene ssuA). Lineage: Eukaryota; Fungi; Ascomycota; Eurotiomycetes; Eurotiales; Aspergillaceae. The coding region runs from base 1 to 762 and encodes 253 amino acids. Gene Ontology annotation, biological process: termination of RNA polymerase II transcription. Gene Ontology annotation, molecular function: RNA polymerase II CTD heptapeptide repeat phosphatase activity. The record is from RefSeq and is a predicted model, not a curated record. Gene Ontology annotation, cellular component: nucleus; mRNA cleavage and polyadenylation specificity factor complex. The transcript has a single exon.